AUGGCGACUUUAAGCCCCAGGUUCUUGUUCAGCAAGGGCGUCGUUUCACAGCCGGCCAACACUCCACCGGUUACAAGCUUCCUCGAAACGCAUCCAGGGGCGUACACGACGUCUCGCACUCACAAAGACGCGUCGUUCGUGCUGUUCUGGGAACGACACUUGAAGAGACUGCUGGACUCAGUAGCAAUUCUAUACAAUUCGAAUCCUCGGCUUCUGUUCGGACCCAACAAAACGACGUCGCUUUCGUUGCCGUCGCUCUCCUCCAACUCCCCUUUGCUCCAGUCAGAGGUUCACGAGCUCGUGAACCGUUCGAUGAAACGAGUGUUGCCGAUUGCUUUGAAAGAGAGGAGUGAGGGAGAGGAACUGUCAAUUACAGCUCUGGUCAGUGGCAAUUUGGAGAAAUUGAGUGAGAAUGAGAGUGAGGGCUUGGACCAUGAAAGGUUUGGCAAUGGGGUUUUUGAUGUGAGUAUUUACAUUGGGACUUAUGUGCCAACUGUGUUUGGUAUCGAAGGAAACGGUGCGCAUUUGGCUGUGGUGGGUCGUGGGAGAGACGAUGCUUCUGCUAAGUAUUCGGAUUGGGUGAGGAUUAGGAAGUCUUUGGAGAGGUUGAGGCCGCCCAAUGGGACCGAGCUCUUGUUGUCUAAUGAUGGUGACCAGAUUCUUGAGGGGACGGUCUCAAACUUCUUUGUCGUCUGCCGGAAGGAUAACGAUGAAGCUAAGGGGCAAAGUAUGCACUGUUUUGAAGUACAGACAGCUCCUAUUAUUGAUCAUGUCCUUCCAGGAAUUAUACGCCAAUUGGUCAUUGAAGUAUGCUUGAGCAAGGGAAUCCCCUUUCGAGAAGUUGCACCAUCGUGGUCAGCGAGUGAAUUUUGGGCAGAGGCGUUCAUUACAAGUAGCUUGAGACUUCUGCAGCACGCGGAGACAAUUAGUUUUCCAAGUUCAUGGGAAUCACUAAAUUCCAAAUCUUGGGAGGAGAUCUCAUGGAAAGACAAACAUUUUGAGGAGGGUCCUGGGAUGGUCACAACAAUAAUCCAGAAAGAGGUCAUGGAGAAAGCAGCUUCAGAAGGGUACUUUCUCACUCAGUUUGUAUAA
This is a messenger RNA of Prunus armeniaca (apricot), 1092 nucleotides long. The record is from the annotation of a GenBank genome assembly. Lineage: Eukaryota; Viridiplantae; Streptophyta; Magnoliopsida; Rosales; Rosaceae.